AUGAAGUAGAAUGCAGUGUGUAAUGAAGAACAAAAAACAUUUUAAGAAGUGGUAUUAAGAUUUACUUAGUGUGUAAAAAGAGAUCAAAGGUUCCUUUUAAUCCCAAGAAAUUCUUACUUAAUAUUUGCUAAAGAAUAUUUUGGUUGUGGAGAAUUAGUUUUUGUUUUACGCAUUAAUCAAGAUAAAGAGAGAGAAUAACACUUUUAAUAAGAAGAAUUUUAACUUAAUUAAUAAAAAAGUAGAUUGAUUGUAAAACAAGAUAGUCAAGAUUCGUCAGAUUUAUUAAUUCGCUCAUUAUUUUAAUAGCUUUUACAUAUAAAAGGAAAAAUCUUGAUCAAAUUAGAUUAGACAAAAGAUAACCAGAAAUCAAAUCAAAUCUGUGUGACUUUUGUAAUCGCUAAUUCACUCUAGAUCACAAAUCAACUAACUAUUUGCAAUUAAAAUUAGCUCUUAUUCACACCAGGAUUCAAUAUAAUUAUUAUAAAUUAAUUAAAAAGUUAGACUUUAAAAAAAGAAAAGAAGAUGAACAAACAAAUCAUUGCUCUCUUUAUGAUUGCUACUUUUGCAAUCGCUUAAGCUCCUGGUGCUAGAAUCCACUUAACUGCUGGUUUCAUGAACAAGGCUAAGGACUGGGCUUUACCUACCGUUCUCCCCGGUGGUAACUUAGAUAUUGCUAUCCCUGAUCAAGAUGCUUCUGGCUUCCACUUAUCUAAUAUGAAUGGUUAAUUAAGUAUCCCCCCCGAGACUAUUACUUUCUCCAUCACUGAAAAUAACUUCCAACUCUCUAUCAAUGAUAUGCAUCUUUCCUUCCACUUUGAUGCUAAGUUGAACAAGUUUGUUAAGGGUUCUGCUUCUCCCUCUGGUACCUUCUCCACUGAUAUUAAUGUCAGCUUCGGUAUCAACGGUGCUGGUCAAUUAUAAAUUGCUGGUUUCGGUAUCAAUAACUUCAGAAUCGGUCACACCACCGUCGAUUUACCCGGAUUCGUCAAGGGUAUCCUCAACUUCUUCAUUGAUCUCCUCUCCAGAUUCAUCCAAAGCAAGCUUAACGAUGUUGCCCCCGGUAUCAGAGAUUAAGUUAAUGCUAUGUUGACCAGAUCUCCCACUGAAUCUGGUUUCGGUAGCUUACCCAUCGGUUUAGACCUCACUUUCAGCAAUGCUAUUGAACUCACCUCCGGUUAAAUGAUCGUUGCUACUAACCUUUAUGCUUACAACAAUCAAAAGCCCAAGGUUAGACCCCCCUUCGAAAACCCCACCCCCUUCCCUGCUGGUCCCGCUGCUCAAGACUUCACUUUCUUCUUAAGUGAAUACACCCUUAAUUCCAUGUCUUUCGCUGCUUUCGACACUGGUAUGAUGGCCAAGGACUUCGGUAUCGAUAUCCUCUAAUAACUUUCCUCUGUUGACCAACUCAAUGGUAUGCUCGAUGGUCUCGCUGAUGUCCUCUCAAGUGCUACCGUUACCGUUAAGGUUCAUGCUGCUAACUACCCCUAAUUCAACAUUGCUGGUGGUGUCUUCUCCCUCGCUACUGACUUAGUUGCUGAAUUGGUUGCUACUUAUGCUGACAAGACUAUUCCCAUCCUUGGAUUAAACAUUGCUUCUAACUUUGGUGUCUCUGCUUCCGUUGUCAACAACUCUUUCCUCGGUUUCCACAUUGAUCACGCUCAAUUGACCAAGUUCGACGUUACCCUCUCUACCUUGAAGACUGUCAACUUAGAAUAAGUCACUACUUUAAUCAACAACGUUUUGGCUUACUUCUUACCUGAAAUUAACGAAAAGUACUGCAACGGUCAAAUCCCCAUGAACGGUGCUAACUUCGUCCUUAGCGGUGCUGCCCUCGAAUUAGUCGACCACCACAUCAUGGUCCAAGCUACCCCCUAAUUCGGUAACUUCGCCCUCUGA
This is a messenger RNA of Tetrahymena thermophila SB210, 1896 nucleotides long. RefSeq names its product LBP/BPI/CETP family, carboxy-terminal domain protein. The transcript has a single exon. The record is from RefSeq and is a predicted model, not a curated record. Lineage: Eukaryota; Ciliophora; Oligohymenophorea; Hymenostomatida; Tetrahymenidae. Gene Ontology annotation, molecular function: lipid binding.